CCCGCGACAGCUCAGCUCCAGGACAAGUCGCCACCGACAGCAUGCGACGCACACUCCAAUCGGCCCUGCUACUGGGUCUGUCGACCUUCGCGACCGCCGUCUUCAAGGACGAGGUCGGCGACAUCGACUUCCACUACUCCCUCCUCGGCCUGCCGCAACAGGACGCCACCUUCUUCCACCGACCGCGCAGGGACGAGAAGGCGAGCCUGCUCUACACCAUCAGCGACCUUGGCGUCGUCGGCGCUGUCAAUCCGAGUAACGGCGACUUGGUAUGGCGGCAGCGCAUCGCGGACGAUGCCGACAAAGUCGCGACACCUGGGUUCUUACGCGCCCCCGAGGGCGAGCACUGGGUCGCGGCAGCUCACGGCUCCAAGGUCCAGGCCUGGGGUGCCGCGUCUGGGCGCAACAUCUGGCAGACGCAAUUUCGAGGCGAGGUGAAGGACCUAGAGAUCCUGGAGAUCACCGAGGCCUCGCGCAAGGAUGUCCUGGCGCUGUUCGACGAGGACGGCGUCACGGUGUUGCGUCGCCUCCACGGCGCCCUAGGCACCGUCGUCUGGGAGUUUCGCGAGCACAGCAAGGACGCGCCCCUGCAAGUCUCCACCAACAUUGCCAACGUCUACGUCGUUAGCCUCCACGGCUCGGGGUCCUCAUACAACCUCAAGGUCAUAUCGCUCGAUACCGCUUCCGGAUCGCGCGUCGACCACUGGUCCGUCGGCACAAAGGGCGACAUCCAUGGCCCUGGCGAUGUCAUGUUCGUGGGCGCCAACUCAGCGGCGCCCAUCGUCGCAUGGGCAAAUAGGGGUCUGGCCAAGCUCAGCGUCAACAUACUCGGGUCCAAGUCUAAGCAAGACUUUCACCUCCCUCCUGAUGCGGCGUCGGUGCAGAUCCACGCCCCGCAUCUCGCACAGUCACAACCGCACUUUCUGGUGCACAUCCAGACCAAGCCGGACGGCGCAGGAGAGAAGAAUAACAAAGCCAUCGUGUUUCACACGAACCUUAAGACGGGACAGAGCGAUAUUGCAUACGAGCUGCCCUACUUCCGUGGCGAGGGUGCCUUCUCUGUGAGCUCCGAGGGUGCCAACGUCUACUUUACGCAAGUUAGUAGCGAGGAGACCCUGAUCGUCUCGUCUGACUCGCACGCCAUCCUUGCCCGCUGGCCAGUCAAGCAGGGCGCCAACGUACACCCAGUUGCGGCCGCGUCCGAAGUCAUCAAGAAGCCCGGCGGCACGGAAUUCGCCGUUCGCUCCGCGAUUCUCACACAAGGCGACGAGUGGACGCUCAUUCGCAACGGCGAAAAGGACUGGGCCCGGGUUGAGGGUCUGUCUGGCGCUGUGGCCGCAGCCUGGGCCGAGAUUCCCGAGGCCGAGGAUCUGGCCAAGGUCCUGGCCGAGGAGGCCCACACGAACCCAUUGUCGGCGUACAUCCACCGCGUCACGCGUCACAUCGAGGACCUACAGCACUUACCUGGGUACUUGGCUAGCAUUCCCGGCAAUGUGAUCAACAGCAUCGCAGGUGGCGAGAUAAUGGGCAAGAGGUCAGGUCUGCACCGUGAUACGUUUGGCUUCAACAAGAUCCUUGUUGUCGCCACUGGCCGUGGGCGCUUCUACGGUCUCGACUCUGGAAACGGAGGCAAGGUUGUCUGGACGCAAAAAUUCUUCCCUCGUGAUGCUCGCAAGCCCUUGGAAGUCAGGGCGCUUACUGCAAAUGGCGAGGAGGGCCUCAUGAUUGUGUACGGUGCCGAAGGCGAGCAUGCCAUCUUCAACGCCACGACCGGGGCCUCGCGAACCCUUGUCGGCGCCUCUGGCGACCGCGACGCCAUCUCCAGCGUUGCUGUUGUCGACACUGAGUCCGAGAAAUUCCUACUUCCUAUUGGGACCGACGGAUUGCCGGCGGGGAACCUACCGUCUGGUUGGGAUGCCGAGCGGACCGUGGUCGUGCGAAGCGGCGACGUCCUCAAGGGCGUCAAGUACGGCUCUGAGGGAGGCAAGGUUACCAGACAGGACGUCUGGCAGCUGCAGGUGUUUGUCGGGCAGAAGAUUGUCGAGGUUGCCAGUCUCCCGUCGCACAACCCAAUCGCUUCCAUCGGUCGUGUGCUUGGCGAUCGCCGCGUCAUGUAUAAGUAUCUGAACCCCAACAGCCUCGUCGUCGCAGUUGCGGACGAAAAGGCAAACAGCCUGUCCAUGCAGUUGCUCGAUGCCGUCUCCGGCCAAGUCCUUGCCUCGCAGCUGUACGACGGCGUCGACUCGACCAAGGCGGUGUCAUGCGCGAUGGCCGAGAACUGGUACGCCUGCUCCUUCUUCGGCGACUACAAGCUCGACGACAAUACGGACCGCGCCAUCAAGGGCUACCAGGUGGUGGUAUCGGACCUGUAUGAGUCGCCCGACCCCAACAGCCGCGGUCCUCUGGGCGAGUCGGCCAACUUUUCGUCGCUCAGCCCUGUCGACAGCCCGACGGGCGUCCCGCUGCCGUGGGUGGUGUCGCAGGCCUACGUCAUGUCCCAGCCCCUGAGCACCCUGUCGGUCACGCAGACGCGCCAGGGCAUCACGACUCGGGAGCUGGUCGCCUACCUCCCAGAGUCGCACAGCAUCCUUGGCCUUUCUCGGCACGCCAUCGACCCCCGCCGGCCGGUCGGUCGAGACCCCACGGCGGCCGAGAUGGAGGCCGAGAUGCUGAUGAAGUACGCCCCGGCCACGGAGAUUGACCCCCGCAGCAUCCUCUCCCACGAAUACGACGUGGUCGGCGUCCGGGGCAUCGUGGCCGCGCCGGCCCUGGUGGAGAGCACGAGCCUGCUGGCGGCGUACGGCGUGGACGUGUACGCCACACGGGUCGCCCCGAGCGGCGUGUUUGAUAUCCUGGGCCAGAGCUUCAACAAGGUGACGCUCGUGGGCACGGUGCUGGCGCUGCUGGCUGGCGUCCUGGUUGUUGCCCCAAUGGUCCGGAGGAAGCAAAUCAACAUGCGGUGGGUGGCCAACUUUUAGAUGUAGACUACAUGUAUAAAAAGGGAAAUAAGGAAAGUUACAAGUCAAGUGUACCUUGCCUGUAUGUGUCCUAACCCCUCGCCUUGCGGGAUAGCCUUUUGUAGCACACCAGGUCUUCUUGCCAUCGUCGCAUGCCCUCAUAUACGAAGUAUGUAUCUCCACGGGCCAUGCCAAGCAGAUCCUUUGCAUCACAGCGCCCCCCUCUUCCCCUCCGCUGCCGUGCAACACC
Messenger RNA from Purpureocillium takamizusanense, 3207 nucleotides. RefSeq lists its product as uncharacterized. Gene Ontology annotation, biological process: protein folding in endoplasmic reticulum. Gene Ontology annotation, molecular function: protein binding. NCBI's taxonomy places the organism in Eukaryota, Fungi, Ascomycota, Sordariomycetes, Hypocreales, Ophiocordycipitaceae. The record is from RefSeq and is a predicted model, not a curated record. Gene Ontology annotation, cellular component: EMC complex. The transcript has 2 exons. The coding region runs from base 42 to 2978 and encodes 978 amino acids.